Messenger RNA from Blastomyces gilchristii SLH14081, 291 nucleotides. RefSeq lists its product as uncharacterized. The transcript has a single exon. Lineage: Eukaryota; Fungi; Ascomycota; Eurotiomycetes; Onygenales; Ajellomycetaceae. The coding region runs from base 1 to 291 and encodes 96 amino acids. The record is from RefSeq and is a predicted model, not a curated record.
AUGGAAGAGGAACUACAGAUUGAGCUCCUCAGAGCUGCUGUCUCUGAAAUCAAGCUCUCCCCAGAGUUCUCUCUGAAUGACCACACAGGGUCAUAUGCCACUGUGUUGAUUGAGGGGGGGGGCACUGUCGCAACAGCGGCAGGGGGGGCACAAAAAGAACUGGACACAGACAAAUCAACCAGCAGAAGGGAUGACACCUCACUGCAAGGCACAGCAACUGUCACUACAGCUGCAAGAGAAGCAGAAGAAGAAGAAGAAGAAGAUAUGACAAUAAGAGCAGUGCUUUCAUGA